ACGUAAUAAAGAUAACAUUUAGUAUUUAUAAUACUGAAUCACACUUGAGGAUUCAGACCUAAUUGGAACUCUAGUUGACGAACACUAUAGUAAUACAGAUUACAAAUAUGUAUUUAUACGCGAUUGUUCUAUUGUGUGGGAUUUAUCUUAGUUCUGCUGCCACCUUUAUUUCAACAGAGUCUAGUGGGAAUGAGACAUCUUUAAAACAGACGGAGAUACCAUGCCUAAAGUUUCCACCACCACCUCUGAAUUCCCGCAGAAAGUGUAGUAACGAGAUUUGUAGGGUCACUUGUAUGAAUGGGUACACAUUCCCCGAUGGAAGUACAGUUUCAGAAAUACGCUGCAUGGCAGGCGCCUGGGAGCCGACUAUUCCCAACUGUAUACCAGAAUGCAAUCUCCCCUGUUUCAAUGGCGGUGUUUGUGGGGCGCCUAACACCUGCCUUUGUCCCACAGCGUACAAAGGAUCUCAGUGUCAAUACUCAAAUUGUGACCAAGAGUGCCAGAACGGUGGUAUUUGCGUCGCAAAGAAUUUCUGUCAAUGCCGCGAAAAUUUCUACGGGAACUAUUGCGAGAUUAAAAAUGAGUGCUUAGCGCCGCCCAACCUACCAAUGAACUCCCGGAGGUUAUGCAGUACACUGUCUUGCAUCGUCACGUGUAACAACGGAUACAAGUUCCCCGAUGGCUCAACUGACGCAGGAGUUCACUGCGUGGAAGGCGCGUGGCAACCUACAUCGAUGCCUGACUGCAUGUUGAAUUAAUUGUUUUUGA
Papilio machaon (common yellow swallowtail) is the source of this 768-nucleotide messenger RNA. RefSeq names its product von Willebrand factor D and EGF domain-containing protein. The record is from RefSeq and is a predicted model, not a curated record. Bases 108 to 758 code for a protein of 216 amino acids. The transcript has 6 exons. Lineage: Eukaryota; Metazoa; Arthropoda; Insecta; Lepidoptera; Papilionidae.